Messenger RNA from Cuscuta epithymum, 1490 nucleotides. NCBI's taxonomy places the organism in Eukaryota, Viridiplantae, Streptophyta, Magnoliopsida, Solanales, Convolvulaceae. The record is from the annotation of a GenBank genome assembly.
GUUAGUCAUACGAGUAUAUAAACACAUCUGUAUAUUGUUUUUGAUCAAGAAAUACACAAUACAUUUAUACUUUACAUGGUAUCUAGAGCCAGCCUCAAACGAGCAUAGUUUUUUUUCCCGAUGGAUAUCACCGCCACCACCCCGGUGAUUCAACUCACAGCCACCACCAACUUCCCUAUCAAACUCACAUCUUCCAACUACCCGGUUUGGAAAUGCCAAGUCCAUGCUGCUCUUGUCGGCCUCGGACUUGAAGGAUACGUUGACGGCACUAUCGCCGCUCCUGAUAAAUUCUUGGAUGCUGCAAAAUCCCAAAUCAAUCCUUGCUAUACCAUUUGGUAUCGCCAAGAUAAAGUAAUUUUGAGCGCUCUUCUAGGCAGUUGUUCCGACACCAUUCAGCCUGUUCUUUCAUCUGCACUCACUGCUCAUGGUGCGUGGGAUACACUAGCGCUUACCUAUGCUAGUACAUCCCGUGGUCAUAUUAUUUCUCUUAAAAAUACCUUGGCCAAAACUACCAAAGGAAACAGAUCGAUUUUUGAUUAUUUGGCGGAGAUGACGGCAAUUUCUGACGCACUUGCUCUUGCCCAAAAUCCCAUAUCUGAGGAGGAUCUGGUUAUUCAUAUUCUCCGAGGUCUUGGGCCGGAUUAUGGAGAUAUCAAAUCAGCUAUCCGGAUACGUGAAAAUCCAUUACCUAUGGCAGAAUUACGUCCCAUAUUGUUGGAACAUGAGCAACAAAUUAAUGAAGCAGCAGCCAGUGACUCCCUUUUGCCCACUGCGAACACCACUCAAGUUUCUGAACGUGGUCAACGUGGUCCCUAUCACAAUGAUCGACGUCAGGAAGCUCCAGCCCGCAGCAGAGGAAAUUCAUUCAGACGGGGCCGAGGUGGCCCACCUCACCAAUACAACCGAUCAGCAAAUGCAGGCCAAUCUACUUGCCGAUUCUGUGACAACAUCGGUCACACAGUUCAACAGUGCAGAAAAUUGCAACGGUUUCUUCGUGAUAAUCAUAUUCCUCAUCCCACCUCGUCUAACAAUCCGAUGGUUAAUUAUGUUGCUGCCCCCUCUGUUCAACAGAAUCAGUCCUGGAUGUUUGACAGUGGAGCCUCUCAUCAUGUAGUUAAUGAUGCCACUCGCCUUCCUACGUUCGCUGAAUAUGGUGGUCCGGAUGAAGUUCACUUAGGUGAUGGAUCGGGUCACGGGGGCGCCACUACUACGCGGGGAGAACAAUAAUGAUGUCUACUAUGCGUCCAGUAUUCAAGGUCCUCAGCUUAAUUAUAUUCAACGUCUUGCUCCGUCUCAGUGGCACCAUAUCUUGGGUCAUCCAUCUAGUCGUGUUUUUGCGUUUUUAAUGAAUAAAAAUAAAAAUCUUUUCCCAUGUAAUUCUGCUAGUUCGUUCCAUUGUAUGUCUUGUUCAGUCAAUAAAAGUACCAAAUUACCAUUCUUUGUUAAUUCUAUGAGUGCUCACCGUCCUUUAGAACUUGUUUACACUGAUG